This is a messenger RNA of Lodderomyces orthopsilosis Co 90-125, 1242 nucleotides long. RefSeq lists its product as uncharacterized. Lineage: Eukaryota; Fungi; Ascomycota; Pichiomycetes; Serinales; Debaryomycetaceae. The record is from RefSeq and is a predicted model, not a curated record. Bases 1 to 1242 code for a protein of 413 amino acids. The transcript has a single exon.
AUGACACCAUUGGAAGACUAUAUAUUCAAAACAGAGAAACAAACUUGUCAACAAUUUGAUGCUAGAAGUAAAGAUUCCGGCAAAAACGUGGGAGACAAUUUAUUUGAUCCUGAUGAUUAUUGUAUCGAUGAUGGUGAUGCUAUGGAAAGUGUGUUGCAAAAUCCAUUAAAACAAACGAAAUAUCCAGCACAUGUAAUUACCUCAAUGAAGAGAAUUAAAACCGAGUCGACAAAUUCACCAGCUUUGAGUACAGGGUUUCAUAUCCAUAGUUGGACUGGAAGAAGCAAAACCGCGAUGCGACCUGUCAUUUCGCGGUCGUAUCUUUAUGAUUUUAUGCCAGUGCCUCUUACAAUUACAUUUUUAUUACCAGAUGAUAAAUCAGUACAAUUCAAUGUUAAUCAAGAACAACGGAAAAAAUUACGAGAUUCGGAAUUGUUGCAUACUGGGCAGAUCAAUAUCGAGAAUGAAAUUACAAAGCUAGCUAGUAAGCUACCUGAGUCCAGUGACUUGUUCCCAUUUGAGAUUCACCUCAAACAUGAAGAUUUUAUUGACAAAAGUGCUAACAUUGUUGCGAAUUUGGAAGCACAAACACCUCCACUAGAUCAAACUGACCAACAUUAUCUUGCUGGGCUUAAGUACUCAUUAAAAGAAGAAAACCCACCAAAACAUUUUCGUGAGGCCAACAUAGUCAAGGAGGAACCAAUGUUUGGAUUUGGUAGUAAUUACGAUUGGCGAUUUUUCACUGGUAUCAUCAACAAGACACCAUUGCUGCAACCGGCAAAUAGUGGAUUAUUGAAAGCUUUUCUAAGAUUGACUAAUCGAUACGGUAUACGAGCUUGGGUUUCUCAUGGAUCUUUAUUGGGUUGGUAUUGGAAUGGGUUACGAUUCCCCUGGGAUCCUGAUGUUAGUGUACAAUUGCCCAUUCAAGAUUUUCAACGGUUGACACAAUUGUUUAACCAGAGUAUUGUUGUUGAUUUUGGUCUCAAUUUGAACGAAGAGACUAGAUAUGGUCGGUAUUUCCUUGAUUCAACUUCAUUUCUUUCACAGAGAACUAAAGGCAAUACUAAUAAUAUCAUUGAUGCUAGAUUUAUUGAUUCAGAUACUGGUGUCAAAAUUGACAUUACUGCAUUAGCAGUCAGUAACGCGGUUGCACCUCCACGAUACUACAAACAAUCCACCUCUAGUAGCGAAGCAUUAAAAUCAAUGUCGAAUUUGGAGAGGAAUAACUUGCUACAAUUGUAA